UCAAAACGGCACCGAAGCCGUUUCAUUUCGUCUCAGCUACCUUCUUCCGCUUCUCUCCUGCUCUCGAUCACCGUCGUCGUCACCGUUGCUCUUCAAUUUCCGACGAAAUGGAGCUGAAACCAGGUCUCUCUGCUUUCGUCACCGGCGGAGCCUCCGGAAUCGGGAGAGCUCUUUGCUUAGCUCUGGGAGCUAAGGGAGUGUUUGUGACAGUGGUUGAUUUCUCUGAAGAAAGAGGCAAGGAAGUUGCAUCACUUGUACAGAUAGAGUGUGCCAAAUUUCAUAGCAAUUUGAAGUUUCCUGCUGCUGUUUUUAGAAAAUGCGACGUGACGAAUUCAGGAGAUUUAACUGCUGCGUUUGAUGAGCAUGUAGCGACAUAUGGAGGUUUGGAUAUCUGUAUUAACAGCGCAGGCAUUGGUACUCCCGUUCUCUUCACCAAAGAUCAAAGCACUUGGAGACGAACCCUGGACGUGGAUCUGAUUGCUGUUAUUGAUUCCACUCGCCUUGCGAUUAAGACGAUGCAAGCUAUGCAAAAGCCCGGUGUUAUUAUCAAUAUGGGGUCUGCCUCGGGUCUCUACCCAAUGGUCAAAGAUCCAAUUUACUCUGGUUCAAAAGGUGGUGUUGUCCUAUUUACUCGAUCCCUUGUUCCCUUCAAACGUCAAGGGAUUCGUAUCAAUGUGCUUUGUCCAGAAUUUGUGGAAACUGACAUGGGCCAACAAAUCGAUUCGAAGUUUAUUGAUUUGAUGGGGGGCUUUGUCCCUAUGGAAAUGGUGGUGAAAGGUGCCUUUGAGCUGAUAACUGAUGAGAGUAAAGCUGGUUCAUGCUUAUGGAUUACAUUACGGAGAGGUAUGGAAUAUUGGCCAACACCCACAGAAGAAGAAAAAUACAUGAUUAGGCCUUCAAGCUCGAGGAAAAGAAGUACAGCAAAAGCCCCAUUCCAAACUCCUUUGAAUCUUCAGCUCCCACAAAGCUAUGAAAAAUUAGUUGUUCACACUUUGACUCACAACUUUCGUAAUGCUACCUGUAUUGUUCGUGCACCAUUGAGUUUACCUAUUAAACCACAUCAUGUUCUGGUGAAAAUCAUUUAUGCUGGUGUUAACGCAAGUGAUGUGAAUUUCAGCUCAGGUCGCUAUUUCUCUGGACCCGACAGACCCCAGCUUCCACUUGAUGCUGGUUUUGAGGCCGUUGGAAUAAUUGCAGCACUAGGGGACUUUGUCACUAACUUGGAAAUCGGUUCUCCUGCUGCAAUCAUGACUUUUGGAAGUUAUGCCGAAUUUAUGAUGGUGCCUUCAAAACACAUUCUUCCUGUGGAACGACCAGAUUCAGAAGUUGUUGCUAUGCUUACUUCAGGACUAACAGCAUCAAUCGCUCUAGAAAAGGCUGGUGGAAAAAUGGAAUCUGGAAAAGUAGUUCUUGUUACUGCUGCUGCUGGAGGGACUGGGCAAUUUGCAGUCCAGCUUGCAAAGCUAGCUGGGAAUAAAGUGGUUGCAACUUGUGGAGGUGCAGACAAGGCAAAACUUUUGAAAGAAUUGGGGGUCGACCGAGUCAUAGAUUAUAAAUCUGAAGACAUAGAAACUGUUUUAAAGAAAGAGUUUCCAAAAGGUAUCGAUAUUAUUUACGAGUCUGUUGGUGGUCAAAUGCUCAACUUGUGCUUGAAUGCACUGGCAGUUUAUGGACGACUCAUUGUAAUUGGAAUGAUUUCUCAGUAUCAAGGAGAGCAUGGGUGGAAGCCGUCAAACUACCCUGGAAUUUGCGAGAAGCUUUUAGCUAAAAGCCAAACUGUGGCGGGAUUCUUCUUGGUACAAUAUAGUCACUUCUGGCAAGAACACCUGGAUAAACUCUUUCAUCUUUUCUCUGCAGGGAAAUUGAAGGUUUCCUUAGACCCAAAACAAUUUCUUGGUGUCCAUUCUGUUCCGGAUGCUGUCGAGUAUCUUCACUCCGGUAAAAGUGUAGGGAAGGUUGUUGUUUGCAUGGAUCCAUCCUACAGGCAAAAAACAUCGAGAUUAUGAUACACUUGAACAAUGAAUCUAUAUGCCACAAGGAACAAUGUAUACUUGCCUAUGUCCAAUAAGAUGAACUCAAAGCCUGAACGGUGAAGGUUUAGCAUGCAGUUCGGCCAAAUACAAAUAGCAUGGAUAUGGUUUGAUGAACGAGCGCUAAGCAUGUCACACGAACAAUACCAAUUGUAUUUUAGUUGGAAACCCCUUUUGUAUAACGUUGAGGAGUCAAAGUCAGUCAAGUUGGGACAGCUCACAGUUCAUAUAUAUAUAUAUAUAUAUAUAUAUAUAUAUGAGGCUUUUCAAGUGGGGAGGUCCGUACCUUAACUUAAGGUACGGAUUUCAUUUUUGCCAACUUUCUGAUCGAGUUUUCACAUCUCCACUGUCUAGUCCUUAGGUAAUAACGUAUAGAUUUCUUUUACAAAUUUUCAGCCAAUUUGGUAAUCGUUAAGUCACUUAAAACUGCGUUUUUGUAUUACACAUGAAUGGUUCAAAUUCGGCAGAUUUAAUC
Argentina anserina (silverweed cinquefoil) is the source of this 2505-nucleotide messenger RNA. RefSeq lists its product as uncharacterized. The transcript is spliced from 18 exons. NCBI's taxonomy places the organism in Eukaryota, Viridiplantae, Streptophyta, Magnoliopsida, Rosales, Rosaceae. Bases 108 to 2006 code for a protein of 632 amino acids. Gene Ontology annotation, molecular function: oxidoreductase activity; zinc ion binding. The record is from RefSeq and is a predicted model, not a curated record. Gene Ontology annotation, cellular component: mitochondrion.